Messenger RNA from Nymphaea colorata (pocket water lily), 2602 nucleotides. Its product is annotated as pentatricopeptide repeat-containing protein At5g25630. NCBI's taxonomy places the organism in Eukaryota, Viridiplantae, Streptophyta, Magnoliopsida, Nymphaeales, Nymphaeaceae. The record is from RefSeq and is a predicted model, not a curated record. The transcript is spliced from 4 exons. Gene Ontology annotation, molecular function: protein binding. The coding region runs from base 731 to 2572 and encodes 613 amino acids.
CGCUUUUCGGCAUUUGUCUUCUAUAAAUCUUGGUUGUUGUCUCAGCAUUCCAGCUCUUCUGCUAUAAUAUGGACAAAAUUUUAUAACGCUUUUGUCUUUGUUCAUAUCUUUCAUGAGUGGUAGCAGCAGGACUCCUCGUUGAAGUGUUGAAUCGUUCCUUUUGAUGUUUGCUUCAACCCCGUGUCAUUCGCUGCUGAAGUUGCAUUCUUCUGAACGUAGAUUUUAAAAUCUAUUCCUCCCCUUGCAGAUAGUUGAUGAGCGAAGUUCAUUACUGUGUCUUCAGACUUCUGGCAGCACGUUAACCGUCUUACAUGAACCUCGAUCUCCUAUCUCGUGGUGUUUGAAUUGUUUGAUUGUUUCGCAUUUCUUUUGCUUUCUGCUGCUAUCUGGAGUUUACGCUCUUUGUGUUUGUCGCUCCCCUUAAAAUUAAGUUGAAAUUUGGUACUUGGUUGGCUCGAUUAUGUUCUAGAUGUAACAAAACUUGAAUCUAUCUCAGUAACUUUGUGUUUUCCAGAAUUAUUCUUUCCAAGCAAGAGUGAUAUAGAUGUAAUGCAGUCGCUUGCUUCUGCUUCACAAAUAGCUUCCUCUACAUACUGGUACCAUGAUGAGUACUUAUUCAUUGUUUUCCAUGGUUUUCCCCUGUGAUGCCUAUCCUGCUUUCGAUGGAGAGUGGUUAGCAGACAUUGGCGUCUAAAAAAGAACCACCACAACAGGAGACUACUGUGAAAUAAUGGGACUGCAGAAGCCUUUGUUGGACUCCCCAACUACGGAUUCCAGCAAGAAAAGAGUGGAUCAGGAGGAUGGGAAUCAAAUGCAACAAUCAAAUGGUUGCAGACCAGUUACUAGUGCCAUCUCCCAAACUCCUCCACCAUGCUCUGUUUGCUCAGAAAAUGGAAACUGUCAGGUGGUCCGUUCGAGAACGAAGCUGAUGAAAAUUUUAAUGGAAAACAAAAGGAGUCAUGAAGUGGAAACCAUAUUCGACGAUAUGAUCAAGGAGGGGCACAGGCCCUCACUUAUAACGUUCACAACGCUGCUGACUGCUUUAACCGUCCAGAAGCGUUUCUCCUCAAUUAGUUCGCUGGUUUCUCAGGUUGAAGCGUCCGGGAUAAAGCCUGAUUCAAUUUUCUUCAAUGCCGUUAUCAAUGCAUACUCAGAGGCUGGGAAGGUUCAGAAAGCCAUGGAAACUUUCUGGAAAAUGAAGGGUAGUGGCUGUAAACCGACGACAAGCACAUUCAACACCUUGAUGAAAGGUUAUGGAAUUGCUGGUAAGCCUGAAGAGUGCCUAAAAAUACUAGACAUCAUGUUUCAGGAAGAAGAGGCAAAGCCAAAUCAGAGGACGUACAACAUUCUAAUCAGAGCAUGGUGCAACCAGAGGAACUUUGCUGAAGCACGCAAUGUAAUUUAUAAGAUGAAAUCGUCUGGCAUCCGCCCUGAUACUGUGUCAUAUAAUACAUUGGCAAGAGCUUACGCACUGAAUGGUGAAACAAUAAAAGCAGAGGAUGUGAUUUUGGAGAUGAAGAAUUUGAAUGUGCGGCCUAAUGAGAGAACCUGCGGAAUCAUUGUAAAUGGUUAUUGCAGAGAAGGUAAAAUGAAGGACGCCAUCCGUUUCGUUUAUGGGAUGAAGGAUCUCGGGGUACCACCAAAUCUAGUGGUUAGCAAUGCAUUACUGAAAGGUUUUCUUGAUAUCAAUGAUACAGAAGGCGUCGAUGAGGUUCUGGUGCUAAUGGAAGGUUUGGGCAUCAAGCCGGACGUUGUAACUUUUAGCACAAUAAUGAACGCAUGGAGUGCAGCAGGCCUCAUGGAGAAAUGCAGUGAAAUAUUCAACGACAUGAUUGACGCUGGAGUAAAACCUGACAUUCAUGCGUAUAGCAUUCUUGCCAAAGGAUAUGUACGUGCUAGACAGCCAGAAAAGGCAGAGAACCUGCUGAUGUCAAUGAGGGCAGCAAGCAUACGUCCAAAUGUAGUCAUUUUCACAACAGUCAUUAGUGGGUGGUGUAGUUCCGCAAAGAUGGAAAACGCAAUGAGGGUUUACAAGGAAAUGUGCAGGUCUGGUGUACCACCAACCACAAAAACAUUUGAUACACUGAUAUGGGGAUUCAGUGAAGCAAAACAGCCAUGGAAAGCUGAAGAGAUGCUUCAGCUAAUGGAGGAGGCAGGGAUUGCACCAGAAAAGAGCAGCAUUGAGCUAGUUGCAGAUGCCUGGGCUUCUGUUGGACUAACAAACGAGGCAGAGAGGGUAGUGGAGGCCAUAAAAAAUCAAGUGUUGUUUUAUGAAUCAGAAAAAGAAAAUGAUCUUUUGAUGGACACUUCGGGAAAAUCCCCCAAGCAGAGGUUUACUGCUUUUUGUCUAGCCCCAUUGCCAACUGCCAGCCAUGACGGUGGAUUAUCCAUUGCAACAAAGAAAAAGAGGAGCACCAUAGGAAGCACUGAAUUUUCACAAAAUAGCAAGCAUAUUUUUCCUUAUUCUUGUAGGUACAGAUGGAGAACAUCAAGCAUUUGGACUAAGCAGUAUCAUGUGCACAUGGGCAGAUAUGGAACUCCUAAUUCAUGCAGACUUGUCUUUCUGAAUUGAGCAUUACAAAUUAAUUCGUUUUUGUCUUUA